AUGAUCUGGGAAUGGUGUCCCGUCCCCACAGACUGGGUUGCCUCGAUCGUGUGGGAUCUUCACUUGCACGCUCACGAAGCCCGCGUAGACGUGGACCGCACAAUCGAGUUUGGCUUCGGCGCCAUCGCCCGGCGGAAGCAGAUUAUGGCCUUGCUACGGUUCGAUCCCAGAGCCCACGACUUCAUCCAUAAGAGAUACACUCCCGUGAACAUCAUGGACCAGCUACCCCGCGAACGCGAGGCAAAGAUCGUGGAGCACUGGGUAUAUCCCGAGAUCGACGUGUUCAGGUUCGCUACAGCCGAUUGGUCGAAGGACAUAAUCCAAGCCCUCGUAUGCCUCCCCGCACUCAAGAGGGUCUUCCUCGCCUUUGAACCCAUAUGCUGGUUUCAUGCUCUUGAGCAGCCUCGUUUAGAGCUGCAGCGAGCGAUCACCUUCUGGUCUAAAUCCAUAAUCCAACACUCUGACAUCCUGGGACGCGAAACGACGAGAGAGAAGAUGUGGUUCCUGGAACAGGCUGUUGGCGAUGGAGUGCAAAAGUACACCCAGAGCCUCAGCGACAUGAAUGAUCUGGACUGGCAUAGGGUCUCCUGGGUGCUCCGCCUCGCUUCGAGCCAUCUCGAGGCCCGGGGUUUUGGCUUCUUUUUCGUUACGGACAAGUUGUUCAGCGCCGGGCGAGAUACCCUAAAUACUCGUUCUAUCAGCAUCCCCAGGACGAGAAGUCUUAAAGUCGGACGAGGAUCUCAUUUGGAGUCUACUUACCCUUCAGGUUUCUGCCUCCACAACCCUCAGAAGGAAGGCCUAAAGGAGUGA
Messenger RNA from Anthostomella pinea, 810 nucleotides. The record is from the annotation of a GenBank genome assembly. Lineage: Eukaryota; Fungi; Ascomycota; Sordariomycetes; Xylariales; Xylariaceae.